Messenger RNA from Mercenaria mercenaria, 2173 nucleotides. Its product is annotated as interferon-inducible GTPase 1-like. Gene Ontology annotation, cellular component: membrane. NCBI's taxonomy places the organism in Eukaryota, Metazoa, Mollusca, Bivalvia, Venerida, Veneridae. The coding region runs from base 219 to 1697 and encodes 492 amino acids. The record is from RefSeq and is a predicted model, not a curated record. The transcript has 5 exons. Gene Ontology annotation, molecular function: GTP binding.
AUCCCUACUUAGCUAAAGGUGGUUUUAAUUAGUCCUUGGUAUCUUAAAAUUGUGCUUAUGACUGUACGAAAUCAAUCUUCUUGACAGGUCAAAAUGAGGGCGAAGUAAGGAAGAAUUAAAGCGAUACAAGAGGUCCAAGGUGACCCUUAGCAGCGGCAGGUUAACACUAGUAUUUACGUCAAAAGAAGUACAUAAGGUAUCACUGGUACAACAGAGUAAUGGCUGAAGGCUAUCCUGAUAAAGGAAAGGUUUUUAAACUGACAGAUUCGACAGGUUCUAAAAAGACAAUCGUAAAGUAUCAACAUAACUACAAGGAAUUCUCACUAAAAUGUAAGCAAAAGUUUGGCAUACCAGAAAGAGAGACUAUUAUUUUUGAAACAGAAGACGGCUUUGAAAUUGACGAAGAAUCCAUACCGGAAUUUGAUAAUUUUUCGAUACUUGUUUUGCGUCAACAAAAGGCAUCCGUUUGUAAUGAAUAUACUGACGAAAUUGGUAUUGGGUCCGCUGAGUGGUCAGAUCCUGCCGUAGAAGACAUAACAGCAGGUGCUAAGGAAAUAAAACGAAAAUUGAAGGAAUAUGGAGAUGAGAACGUUGAGGAAAUUGUACGGUCUAGCGUUGAUGAAUGGAAAUCUUCGCCUUUGAAUAUAUGCGUCACAGGCUCUAGUGGAAACGGAAAAUCAUUUCUAAUUAAUGUACUACGUGACGUCAAAGAUCCGAAAGAUAAAUCAUAUGCCAAGUCUGGUACGACAGAAACAACAUACGAAUGUAAAGAUUACCCACAUCCAAAAUAUAAAAAUAUUAUAUUAUGGGAUGUUCCGGGAGUCGGAUCGCCGAGAUUUCCAAAGAAAACGUAUUUAUCCGAUAUUGUGGUCGAUCGGUAUGAUUUCUUCCUUAUAUGUUCUUCUGCCAGAUUUAAGGAACACGAUUCAUGGUUGGCCGAAGAAAUAAAGAAGAGACAUAAACGUUUUUAUUUUCUCCGCACAAAAGUUGACCAGGACAUAGACUGUGCAUGUCGUGACAAGGGCAUAGAAAGCUUUAACAGGCAAAAUGUGCUUGCGACCAUCCGGAAUUAUUGUGAAAGCUAUCUUCCUGAUAAUGCAGCCGUUUUUUUGAUUUCAAGUUAUCAUCCGACAGAUUAUGAUUUCCCAUUACUUUUGGAACGUCUUGUUGACGAUGCCCCUUCGGAACAAAAACAUGCGCAUGUUUUUGGUCUAUGUUUAACUUCUAAAGAAUUGAUUGAAAGGAAAGCAAAAUUUCUAGAAGGAGAGAUUUGGAAAAUUGCAUUUCUGUCAGGAUUAGCAGGUGUUGUUCCCCUACUAGGCUCCGAUAUAGAUAUAGAUUUAAUUUACAAAACUGUCAAAACGUACAGGGAAAUCUUCAAAUUGACAGAUGAAGAAAUAAACACAUUUGCCGUCAAUACCGGUGUAACACCCGAUGUAUUUAGAAAAGCUGCUGGUUUAAAGCUAGGACCAGCAAUGUUUACAUCUGCAGGUAUCGUUAGUUUAAUAUCGCCGGAAUCCGCUUUACAGAAUUUCAGAUUUGGUGUUUCUAUUGUUCCCGUGAUAGGCUCUGCUGUUUCUGGAACAUUGUCUUACAAUAUAACAGGAAGAAUUUUAAAGAAACUGCUGAAUGCCUGUAAAGAUGACGCCUUAAAAGUAUUUGAUUUUGUUGAAGCACGACAGACAUCUACUGAAUAGGUUCAAUAUAACGUUAAUAGACAGAUAAUUUUUGCAGAACCAAAGAGGUCCGACUUAACCCAACACAUCUAUAUGGUUCCUUACAACAGUAGAUACCUCAGCACCACAAUGUCGUGUACCCUUAGUGUUUGUUAAGCAUAUUAUUAUCAAGGUGUGUGUGGGUGCGUGCUUGCGUGUUUAAUGUCUUUUCAACAACUCUGUGUGUGUGCGUGCGUGCGCGUGCGUUCGGAUUUAACGUCUUUUUCAACACCGUUUUGGUUUAAACCAGGAUUCCGUUCAAAUAACAAUGUUAGGUUUAGUUGACUGAUUGAUGUUUUUAUGUAUAUUCUUUGUAUCAUAAAUUACCUUUUAAUUGACAAGAACUUUAAAGAGGCCUUUAAAGUUUAUUCUUGAAGUGAGCUAUAUGUUCCUUAGGAUAUUCGUAUUUAUACUAAAUUUAGAACGAUGCUUUAUUUUGUUCCUUUUGGACGGAUGUA